Molecule: messenger RNA, 387 nt
Organism: Lodderomyces beijingensis
Lineage: Eukaryota; Fungi; Ascomycota; Pichiomycetes; Serinales; Debaryomycetaceae
Source: the annotation of a GenBank genome assembly
AUGAGCACCCUGGUUCGCGAGAUAUUCGACACGGACAAGACGCGAUACUUUAUGUCGAAGCAGAGCAAAAUCGAUCAAUUCUGCGCUCGGUCCAAAGACCGUGAUGGUGUUAGUUGUAGUGGUAAUGGUAGUGGUGGUGGAGUAAGAUUGCAACAAGUGCGAUUGCGAAAUUCCAACAUAUCAUGUCCCACGAGCGAUCCACGACGAGUCUUGUUCACGCGUGAAGAAUGGCGUGCUGCCCUACGUGGCUUGAAGCUAGCGUUCCCCGUGUCUUUAACUUGGUGCCAACUGAAUGAAGAUGAAAGUAGCGGAUGUUUACUAUGGGACAAAGCUGGCGAGAGCAUGAUUCUAAGUCACGAAGAAUCUAUAGAGCUUUACAAUCGAUAG